This is a messenger RNA of Monascus purpureus, 1813 nucleotides long. The record is from the annotation of a GenBank genome assembly. Lineage: Eukaryota; Fungi; Ascomycota; Eurotiomycetes; Eurotiales; Aspergillaceae.
AUUAACUUCGGAUACUGUGGACUUCCAAGUUAGGGUAAAGUCACCGAGAAACUCCGGGAACAAACACAAGCCAUGGCCAGCAGUCUCCAAACCAAACCCACUUUCCCAGAAAAUGCAGCAACCAAGGAAUAUGCAGCAUCUCUCGAUGCUGCAGAUCCUCUUAGAGCGUUUCGUGAUAAGUUCAUUAUCCCGUCCAAGGCCAAUAUAGCUUCCAAGAAGCUGGCAAAACCAGGUCUUUCACCUGAACCAUGUAUAUAUUUCUGUGGAAAUUCUCUUGGUAUCCAGCCAAAAGCCACGGUGAAGUAUAUAGAAGCCCAGCUCGACACGUGGUCGUCGAUUGGCGUUGCCGGUCACUUCACAGACCUUGAAGACUCUCCGCUUAGACAAUGGCAAUUGCUAUCGGAACAAGCAGCUGCUUCUAUGUCGAAGCUUGUUGGAGCAGCUCCAGAGGAGGUUGCGGCAAUGGGGACCUUAACGGCGAAUCUCCAUAUACUGCUUGCCAGCUUCUAUAAGCCGACUGCCACCAGACAUAAAAUCCUCAUGGACUGGAAGGCCUUCCCCAGCGAUCAUUACGCGAUUGAGUCUCAUAUCGCCUGGCACGGCUUCGAUCCCAAGCAAUCCAUGGUGCUUAUCGGCCCAGAUGAGGGAGACUAUGAGAUCUCCACACAGAAGAUCCUCUCCUAUAUUGAUCAGCAUGCCGAGGAUGCGGCACUAAUUCUUCUCCCUGGUAUCCAAUACUAUACUGGACAAUGGUUUGAUAUGCCGAAGAUCACAGAGCAUGCCCACUCCCGUAAUCUUGUUGUCGGGUGGGAUUUGGCUCAUGCGUAUGCUAAUGUCGAUGUGAAAUUGCAUGACUGGAAUGUGGACUUUGCAGCCUGGUGUACAUAUAAAUAUGGAAAUGCAGGCCCGGGGGCAAUUGGGGGAAUUUUUGUGCACGAAAGGCACGGCGUCGUGGAUUACAGUGAAGGAGAGGAUGCACCCAAAUUCCGACAUCGUUUGACUGGAUGGUACGCUGGAGAUCGGAGUGUGAGAUUCAAGAUGGACAAUAAGUUCAAGCCAAUUCCUGGAGCAGGCGGUUUUCAAUUAUCGAAUCCCUCAGCCAUUGAUCUGACUGCUCUCUGUGCAGCCCUGUCUGUGUUUGACGAGACAUCCAUCGCAGAGAUUCGCAAGAAAUCAGUCCUUAUCACAGCAUAUCUGGAGCAUUUGUUACUGAAAGAUACAUCUGACGAGACGCGACCAUUCCAGAUCAUCACUCCGUCCAAUCCAAACUUCCGCGGCGCUCAGCUGAGUCUCCUACUGAAACCCGGUUACCUGGGCAAGGUAUCCCAAAGGCUGCAGGAUGCAGCAAUUGUGUGCGACAAGCGGGAGCCAGAUGUCGUUCGUGUAGCGCCGGCACCCUUAUACAACACCUUCACUGAGGUUUUGAAUUUUGUGGAGGAGUUCAAGGCUGCUCUAGCAUCUUAACUUGGAGCAUCAUUUGCUUCCAUUUCCUUUCUCCCCUUUUCUCUUUUCAAGUUGAAUAUAUUCCACUAAACCGAAAGGCUUUUUGACUUCAAUUAAAUUAGCGAUUUCUUGCUUGUUUUGUCAGAAAUUCCCAAAGCUUUCUAGAUUAUUACAGCCUCGGAGAAAUUCUUGGCCUUGAGAGAAGAAGUUUGCAGCUAGAAUAGAGAAUUCAUCGCCCGACAGAUCCAACGGGCUCCGAGGAAUAAUCGACUCGAGUCCCGGUCCGGCAGAAAGAGAGGAAGAAAGGCCGUAGUCCUGUGAUGCUGAUUGUGACUGAUCCUGUUGUAAGCUUAGCCUGCUUGGCUCUGGG